GAGGAUACACGUGCCUACGUAGGAUCUCGCCGUUGUCGGUUGCGUUAGCGUGGUGGGCUACGCUGUAACAUGGCAGGAUACCGGGCGGUAUAUAUAAUCAGCUGAUUGCCAACGUCGGUACACUUCGUCUGAAGAAAUCAACUACAAUGAACACCUACGUUACUCUGGCUUGCCUGUUGGCCGUAGUCGCGACCGGCCACGGCUCAGCCUUGGGUUUGGGCGGAUAUGGUGGUUGGGGCGGAUAUGGUGGAUGGGGCGGAUACGGAGGAUAUGGCGGCUAUGGCGGAUGGGGAGGUGUUUUGGUAGGGCCAGCGAUUUCAACUCAAAACGUCAUCAAAGCAGCCCCUAUCCCCAUCAUCAAAGCAGCUCCUAUCCCCAUCAUCAAAAGCGUGGCUGUAUCUCCCAUCAUAACUGCCCCCAUCCUGAAGACCGUCCCCGUAUCCACCGUUGGAUGGGGUCUUAACAACGGCCUCGGCUAUGGUCUUAACGGAGGAUACGGCUGGGGCGGUCUCGGCUGGGGCGGAUACGGAUAUGGCAAGGGCGGAUAUGGAUGGGGCAAACUCUAAUUAUUAUAUCUUCAGACAAAAGCUAAUCAUCGCAAUUCGCAAUGCAGUCGUAUGUUCUUCGUUGAUCGGUACAUAACUGAAUAAAGCAUCCAUCUUUA
Bicyclus anynana (squinting bush brown) is the source of this 664-nucleotide messenger RNA. RefSeq names its product glycine-rich protein-like. The transcript is spliced from 3 exons. Lineage: Eukaryota; Metazoa; Arthropoda; Insecta; Lepidoptera; Nymphalidae. Bases 147 to 566 code for a protein of 139 amino acids. The record is from RefSeq and is a predicted model, not a curated record.